AUGAAGCAUGCACUGGAAAUUUUUCCUCGUGAAGUUUGGGAAAAGAUUUUUAUAAAAUUAAGCAAUAAAGAACGCUUCAAAUUUCGGUAUUUGUGCCAAACUUUUUACGAGGCCAUUGAAAGAAUUAUUACUAGGAAUAAGUUAUGGGGAACGUUAUUUCAAAAAAAUGCAACUUAUUGGAAGAGUCAAAUUAUAGCCAAGCGAUUUCCAACAGUGAGACAAAAACAGUGGAGACUGUUCUUCCAGAGUGUUUUUAAGCAAAUGUUCCUUUCCUACCAAAAAUGGAAGUUGUUUGGAAAUAGUAACCGCGAACUGGACAAAAAAUCUUGUGAUUUCACUAAAAAUUUCGGAGAUAAUGAAGUAAUUACUUGCUUUGAUGUUUGGGUAAAAAUUUUAGCUGUUGGAACAAAUAAUGGAUCUAUUUACUUUUACAAAGUAGAUCGAAUAAACCAUCAACCUAUAUAUCACACAAAAAAUCAAAAUUCUGUCGCUCAAAUAAAAUUAUGGUACUUGGGCCCUAAGGAAUUAAUUGCAGUCACAACAUCCGCGAGAGAACAGCUCAAAUUUUGGAAUGUCUACCUAAAGAGAGAAAUUGUUACUUCUGAAGUAUACUACGGCAGAAAUCUAUGGUUCGUUGGCUUGAACCGUCGAUUGUUUGUUGAACAUGAGUAUACAAUCACUGAAUAUAAAUUCGAUUUAAACCAAAUUCAUCAAGGAGCUAAUUGUCAGGUUGAGAUAUACAACGAUCCAGAUGCUAAAUUUUUGGCACUUUACAGCGAACAAGACAAAUUACAAGUAUUGAUGCAAUUUGGAACGGCUGCAGUGAUUACAAUUUUUCAGAUUCAACAAAACAUUCCAGUAUUUACUCAGAUUGACGAUGACUUUUUUCCACUAAGACCCAGCACUACUCGAGUCGGUGAUGAUAUAAUCGUCGAUGAUGAUCUGAUAUGUGAAUUCCACAUUUCUAGUAUGAAUGUCACUAUUCUUGCACAUGCUGGAUUUCUCACUGCUAGAGUAAUACAAGCUAAGGACACAGUAUCUGUUUGGGAAGUCUGCAGUAUACCAUUAGCCAAAAAUGAGAUAGUUACAUGUGUUUUUAUUUUUGCAGAUCUUUUGUUGAUUGGACUAAACACAGGAGACAUCAAUGUGUAUGCAAUUGAGAACAUCAAAAGUUUACUGGACACUGCUCUAAUUUUUAAAAAUUUAAGAGUUAUAAAAGUAGGCAGCACCAAUAAAAUUGACGAUAAUGGAUUUGAAAGGACUCUCGGCAAUCCAUUAGAAUCUGCUGGCACGUCUAGAAACGUUUCAAGAGAAAUUAUAACAGGAUCACCUAAAACAUUAAAAGCCACCAUCAUAACUGAUACUGACACCAUUAUUCCUGAAGAUACAGUGACUCCUGUCGGCGAGCCCAUUGUUUCGGCUUUGAAGACCAAUUCAGUUGGUGAAAUUAUUAUUAGUACCAUAGAAAUACCCCAAGCUCGUACACUAGAAGUUACUACAGAAGCUCAAGUAUUUAGUACUGCUAUAACACCAAUUACAGAUGAUGUAAUUAAAAUUUUGACAGCUAAAACAACUGCGGAAUCACUAAUUGAUUCAACAACAUCAAUUAAAUCAACGAAAGAUGAUUCAAUUAGUACUGUAACGCCAGAUGAAACAACUACAAGUACACCGACUACAGAAACUGAAGUAAGUAGUACUACAACACCAACUACAAAUGAUGAAAUUAGUACUUUGACACCUGAAAUAAAUGAAAAAUCAGCUUUUGUCUUAAUGACACAUAAUGAAUUGGCUUCAUAUGGUAUAACUACUACUUCAACACCCGAAAAAAUUAUAGAUGCUCACAAUGGUGGUUGUUCAGACCAGACGGUUUAUUUUGAAACACGAAACACCGGAAUAUUGCAACUGGUACCUAAUCAAUUGCCACAAUAA
This is a messenger RNA of Cotesia congregata, 1929 nucleotides long. NCBI's taxonomy places the organism in Eukaryota, Metazoa, Arthropoda, Insecta, Hymenoptera, Braconidae. The record is from the annotation of a GenBank genome assembly.